Messenger RNA from Epinephelus lanceolatus (giant grouper), 2944 nucleotides. It is a transcript of the gene dnaaf2, whose product is annotated as dynein axonemal assembly factor 2. Gene Ontology annotation, biological process: epithelial cilium movement involved in extracellular fluid movement; cilium-dependent cell motility; axonemal dynein complex assembly. Gene Ontology annotation, cellular component: cytoplasm. NCBI's taxonomy places the organism in Eukaryota, Metazoa, Chordata, Actinopteri, Perciformes, Serranidae. The record is from RefSeq and is a predicted model, not a curated record.
GUAACACAUGGAAAUGGACAUUAAACGACACCAAAUUCUGUUUUUUUUCAGACGAGGACAGCCUGUAACACUUUUUAUAAUUAAGAUAACUUCGCUUCUGUCAUAUUUUUUUGUUUUUGUUUAGCUUAUAAAAGUUGUGUUAAGUUCAUUAAGAUAAGUUAUUAUUUCUGUUGGUCAUCAGAACAAUGGCGGCUGGAGAUAAGAUGAAAGAACUAAACAUGUCAGCGGAUGAAAUGGACAGACUGAAAAAAGCUUUCAAAGACGAGAAAUUCAGGGACAUGCUGCAGGAUUACGCACAAGAGCUGUCAGACCCUGAGAAUAAGAGAAGAUAUGAAGAGGAGAUCAAACUUUUGGAGCAGGAGAGAGGAAACACUAUUGAAUUCAUCCACCCGGAACCAUUCAAGGCUCUCAGGACGAGUGUUAACGGCAAGCAGAAGUGUUUCAUCAAUAUCUGCUCCAGUGAAAAGGUUGGGAAGCCUGAGUGUAAAUGGGGGGAGUCUGAGGAAGGCCGCAGGGGACAGUGCUGGUCCCUGCCUCACAGUCUGCACCCAGGGAGACAGGACACAGAUCCAAAGGGGAACAAGAUCACCAUCUAUGACGUCAUUUUCCACCCUGACACUCUCCACAUUGCAGGCAAAAACAAGAGAUUCAUGGACAUGGUGGACAGCACUGCCACUCAGGGAAUCCAGGAUGCUUUUAAAGUGACUCUGGAUAAAAACAACAUGAGGCAGAUGCGUACAAAAUACAAAGGCAACCCACAGCCUUGUGUCAUCCGAAAACCAAUACCUGGAUAUAAAGCCAGGGAGCCCUCAGAGGAGUUGGACCCUCUUGCAUUCCCAUACCCAGAUGAAAAAAGACCUCCCAUGUCCCUGCAAACCAAGCCCACAGAGUCACCUGCAACUAAAAACAGCAGUGAUACACCUACACCUAAAAGCUCCAGCAUCCAGCCCCACACAGCCAAAGAACCUACCAAGCCAAACUACACGGUGAAGUAUCGAUCAUUUGUGGAUCUACAAGACUUCAGGUGUUCUAGAGACUCUGCCCAAAGCCCCAGGCCCAAGGAGAUAGUGGUUACCAUCGACCUGCCACUUCUGAAGGCGGCCACAGACGCCAGCCUGGAGGUGAAAGAGAAAUGGCUGCUGCUGGAGUCCAAGAAACCGGCCUACAGACUGGAGCUGCCCUUAGCCUACCCUGUGGAUGAAGAUAAAGGAGAGGCUAAGUUCAACAAGCAGAGAGGACAGCUCACAGUCACGCUGCCUGUUCUUCCUUCUAAUGACGCUUUUGAUUUUGCUGUAGGGCCUGCUCGGGCUGGUGUUAGGGAUGAUGGGAUACAGGAGGAGAAGAGUGAGGAGGAGGAGGAGCAAAGAGACGUUGAGGUGGAUUUGAGGCAGCAGACAGAGGUAGAGGAAAGUGAAGAAGAGGGCGCAAGUGGUCAGGAGAAAGGAGAGGAGAAGAUGGGGGAAGGCGUAGCAGAGGAAGAGCGAGUCGGUGAGAAUGAAACAUGGAUUAAGCAGAAGAGGGAAGGAGAAAACAAUGAAGACGAUAAAAGCGGUGUGGAGGAGGAGGAGGAGGAGGAGGAAACGUGGAAGAAGCAGAAAACAAAAGGCCAGGAGGGUGUGGAGGAGGACAGUGAAGUGGAGGUGGAGAAACUGAAAGAACAGGAGCAGGACAAUGAAAAAGAAGAUGGAAAUUGUAACCUGCAGAAAAGGCAGCAACAUUCAACAUUCAAGGAUUCUGGCGUAAAAAGUUUAAACUGUGAUACUAAUGAUAUUCCUGCUGAAGAAGAUGAUGAUAGCAGGCUUGUGUCUUCACCUGAAACAGAGAGACAGCCUGUUGUAAUCACAGCUGAACAUUCAAGCUUAGGAAUUGAGGGAGACUCUUGGUUGGAGUCAGCACCCAAAAUGAAGAGUGCAGACGUCAAAAAGGAGCAUGAGAAGACAAGAGAGAGUGCACAUGGAAAGGAGAAGGUAGAAACAGGUGCUGCAUUUCUACAACACAUAUCCAGUGAGGAAUCCCAAACUUCCGUAGCAGCCGACACUCACAGCCAGCACAUUAAGGACUGCUGCGUUCCCCAGGAGUCCAGCAAGAUGCCUGCACCAGUUGUAGAUAACAAGUCAAGCAGCUCUGAGGAGCUCGCCAUGGUCUCAGUGAAGCCGGAGGAGAGGGAGGACGUCGAUGAAGACGACCUGCCGAUGGAGCAAAUCUUCCACACUACAGAGCACGACAACAAGCCGCCUCUUGUGCUGUUGAGGGAAGUAGAUAAAGAUGGAAACGUACAGAUCAUCAGUGAUCACUCCACCUCAGCUGGGUUCACCUUCCAAAACUGCCUGAUGUAUGAGCUGGACUGAGGAUGGUGUGCUAGGAGUCAGAUGAGGCUGUGAAGAGGUUUUUAUGUCUUAGAGCAGAUUUGAAUGCAGCUUAUAUCAGUACGUGUAGUUAAUCUGCAGUGUGUCCAGCAAUAUUAAACCUGACCUUUCUCUUCAGUCACUCAAGUGCUGUACUUCAGUACAAUGACAUACGUGUACUUCACUAGACUAUUUCCAUUUUAUGAUACUUUAUACUCCACUGCAUUUCAGAGGGAAAUGUCGUACUCUUUACACUACUACAUUUGACACUUGUGGUUAUGUUUUACAUAAAAACAUGAUAUGGUUAUAUGAUGUAAUGCGGUACUAUUCUACCCUGUGGUACAAUCCAUCUAAAAAUGGCUCCACAUUGAUGAGCUAACAACAAUGUUGCAAUGUUCUUACAUGAAUUUGUUCAUGAUGAAAGCAGCAUAAUGUAAUAUUCUGUGACAUAACACUUUAAAAGGAGCCGUUCUUCAUAAUGAAUACUUUUACUUUUGAUAAUUUAAGUACACAUUGCUGAUUAUACUUGUGUACUUUGACUUAACCUUUUGAAACCUGGACCCUAUUUUCCAAUGUUUUUAUGUUGAAGUGACUAAUGG